UGUCUAUGAUGGAGAGGAACACGGUCGUUUCAUGGAAAAAUUGGAAGCGCGGAUCAGAAACCAUGAUCGGGAGAUUGAGAAAAUGUGCAACUUCCAUUACCAGGGCUUUGUGGAUUCCAUCACGGAGCUGCUGAAGGUUAGGGGAGAAGCGCAAAAACUGAAGAACCAGGUGACCGACACCAACCGAAAGCUGCAGAACGAAGGGAAAGAAUUGAUAAUAGCGAUGGAGGAGCUGAAGCAGUGCCGCCUGCAGCAGAGAAAUAUCUCGGCGACGGUGGAUAAGCUGACACUGUGUCUUCCUGUCCUGGAGAUGUACAGCAAGCUGCGCGAGCAAAUGAAAUCUAAAAGGCACUACCCUGCACUGAAGACCCUGGAGCACCUGGAGCACACGUACCUGCCCCGUGUGAGCCACUACCGCUUCUGCAAGGUCAUGCUGGACAACAUCCCCAAGCUGCGCGAGGAGAUCAAGGAGGUCUCCAUGUCGGACCUCAAGGAUUUCCUGGAGAGCAUCCGUAAGCACUCUGACAAGAUUGGAGAGACGGCCAUGAAACAGGAUUGCAGAUACAAUCAAUGGAAAAUAAUUGCCAAGAUAGUCUUCAGUCUUCUGUUAUCUCCAAAUGAGAAGGCACAGCAGCAAAGAAACCUGGACAAUAUUGUAUCACAGCACCCCAGGAUAAGCAGUGGAAAGAAGUCCAAGAAAGAAGCCUGCGCAAGCUCAGAUUUGGAGGUAAAGAACACUAGCCCCAUGUCUGAGCAGGAUUCGGGUAUCCUGGAUGUUGAAGAUGAGGAUGAGGAUGAAGAGGUGCCUGGGGCUCAGGACUUGGUGGACUUCUCCCCUGUGUAUCGAUGCCUGCACAUAUACUCCGUGCUGGGAGCCCGUGAGACCUUUGAGAACUACUACAGGAAGCAGCGGAGAAAACAAGCUCGCCUGGUCCUACAGCCUCCUUCCAACAUGCACGAAACGCUAGACGGCUACAGGAAGUAUUUUAAUCAAAUUGUAGGGUUUUUUGUAGUUGAAGAUCACAUCUUGCAUACGACCCAGGGCUUGGUAAACAGAGCCUAUAUUGAUGAGCUGUGGGAGAUGGCUUUAUCCAAAACGAUUGCGGCGCUGAGGACGCACUCGUCCUACUGCUCCGACCCAAGCUUGGUGUUGGACUUGAAGAACCUCAUCGUCCUCUUUGCAGACACACUCCAGGGAUACGGCUUCCCAGUGAACCAGCUCUUCGACAUGCUGUUGGAAAUCCGAGACCAGUACAGCGAAACGCUGCUUAAGAAAUGGUCGGGAGUUUUCAGAAAUAUACUUGAUUUGGAUAACUACAGCCCCAUCCCGGUAACAAAUGAAGAGAUUUAUAAGAAAAUAGUUGGACAGUUCCCAUUCCAGGAUGCUGAGCUCGAAAAGCAGCCAUUUCCAAAGAAGUUCCCCUUCUCCGAGUUUGUGCCUAAGGUUUACAAUCAGAUUAAGGAGUUCAUCUACGCUUGCCUGAAGUUCUCCGAGGACCUGCACCUGAGCUCCACCGAAGUUGAUGACAUGAUCAGAAAAUCCACAAACCUGCUGCUGACGCGGACGCUGAGCAACUCUCUGCAGAACGUCAUUAAGAGGAAGAACGUGGGGCUGACCGAGCUUGUACAGAUUAUUAUUAACACAACCCAUUUGGAGAAAUCCUGCAAGUUUCUAGAGGAAUUCAUAACCAAUAUCACUAAUGUACUUCCAGAAACUGUCCACACCACGAAGCUCUAUGGGACCACAACCUUCAAGGAUGCUCGCCAUGCCGCAGAGGAAGAGAUUUACACUAACCUGAAUCAGAAGAUAGACCAGUUCGUGCAGCUGGCCGAUUACGACUGGAUGGCCAUGGAAGCGGGCAGCAAAGCCAGUGACUACCUGGUGGAUCUCAUCGGCUUCCUGCGCAGCACGUUCGCCGUGUUCACCCACCUCCCGGGGGACGCAGAUGCCCACUCGACCAUGUCGGGGAAGGUGGCGCAGACGGCGUGCAUGUCGGCGUGCAAGCACCUCUCCACGUCGCUGAUGCAGCUGCUGCUGGAGGCCGAAGUGCGGCAGCUCUCGCUGGGGGCCUUGCAGCAGUUCAACCUGGACGUGGAGGAGUGCGAACAGUUUGCCAGAUCCGGCCCAGUGCCUGGGUUCCAAGGGGACACGCUGCAGUUGGCCUUCAUCGACUUGAGACAACUCUUAGAUCUGUUUAUCCAGUGGGAUUGGUCGACGUAUUUGGCUGACUACGGGCAACCCACGUGCAAGUACCUUCGCGUGAACCCCACCACGGCCCUCGUCCUGCUGGAAAAGAUAUCACGAGUGAUGCGGGACACGAGCCGCAAGAACAACGUGUUCGCCCAGUUCCGCAAGAACGAGCGGGACAAGCAGAAGCUCAUCGACACCGUGGCCAAGCAGCUCCGCGGCCUCAUCAACAGCCACCACUCGUGAAGGUGCCGGGCG
Molecule: messenger RNA, 2446 nt
Organism: Tinamus guttatus (white-throated tinamou)
Lineage: Eukaryota; Metazoa; Chordata; Aves; Tinamiformes; Tinamidae
Source: RefSeq, a predicted model, not a curated record